This is a messenger RNA of Rhinolophus ferrumequinum (greater horseshoe bat), 1308 nucleotides long. RefSeq names its product exosome component 3 (gene EXOSC3). Gene Ontology annotation, molecular function: RNA binding. The record is from RefSeq and is a predicted model, not a curated record. Bases 238 to 1065 code for a protein of 275 amino acids. The transcript has 4 exons. Gene Ontology annotation, biological process: CUT catabolic process; nuclear polyadenylation-dependent rRNA catabolic process; TRAMP-dependent tRNA surveillance pathway. Lineage: Eukaryota; Metazoa; Chordata; Mammalia; Chiroptera; Rhinolophidae. Gene Ontology annotation, cellular component: nuclear exosome (RNase complex); cytoplasmic exosome (RNase complex).
AGGCUCUGCGCUCAACUCGAGCUGCGUGUUUCUUGUGCUGACCUGCAGGCUGCAGGGUAGGCAGCCGGCUAGAGACACGACAGCUACCUUGGAGGGACCCGCCGGCCUACAGGGAUCAGGCUUCACAGACGUAGAUUCAAGUCCAACAGACCGCUACUACCGAAAACGGAAAGCCUUGGGCGGGCUGCGAUUGGACGCGGUGCUAGAAGGGGAAGCCGGAAACUGGUGGCGCCCGGGAUGGCUGAGGCGGCGGCUGUCGCGGGCGAGUCCCUUGGGGGUGGCAGAGCGCGGGCGGCGCGCACUGUCCUAGGUCAGGUGGUGCUCCCGGGUGAGGAGCUUCUGCUGCCGGAGCAGGAGGAUGCAGAUGGUCCGGGAGGUGCAGGGGAGCAACCGCUGCGCCUAAAUGCCGGGGCGCGCUCCCGGGUGCGCGUUGUGUGCGGUCCGGGCUUGCGACGCUGUGGCGACCGCCUGCUGGUCACCAAGUGUGGCCGCCUCCGACAUAAGGAGCCCAGCAGCGGUAGCGGCGGCGGCGUUUACUGGGUAGACUCGCAGCAGAAACGGUAUGUUCCAGUGAAAGGAGACCAUGUGAUUGGCAUAGUGACAGCUAAAUCUGGAGAUACAUUCAAAGUUGAUGUUGGAGGGAGUGAGCCAGCUUCUUUGUCUUACUUGGCAUUUGAAGGUGCAACUAAAAGAAACAGACCAAAUGUGCAGGUUGGAGAUCUCAUCUAUGGACAAUUUGUGGUUGCUAAUAAAGAUAUGGAACCAGAGAUGGUCUGUAUUGACAGCUGUGGACGAGCCAAUGGAAUGGGUGUGAUUGGACAGGAUGGUCUGCUUUUUAAAGUGACUUUGGGCUUAAUUAGAAAGUUGCUAGCUCCAGAUUGUGAAAUCCUACAGGAAGUGGGAAAACUCUACCCACUGGAGAUAGUAUUUGGAAUGAAUGGGAGAAUAUGGGUUAAAGCAAAAACCAUUCAGCAGACCUUAAUUUUGGCAAACAUUUUAGAAGCUUGUGAACACAUGACAACAGAGCAAAGAAAACAAAUCUUCUCUAGGUUGGCAGAAAGUUGAUAUAUGUGGACUUCUUUAUGGGUCAGUUGAGCUAAGAGACUGUGGAUUUCCUGGGGAAAAUUUUUUUCAGAUGAACCUCUCCCCAUUAAAUCUUCAGAAGACAAAAUGUAAAUGUUGUCUUAUGAGUCUUAAAAUAUUUUUAUAAAAAUGUCACUGAUUGCCACCCAUGUUCUUGUGGGUGAGAAAAAUUUUUAUAAAAUAACAGUGUGGUUUUUUAGUUCUUUACAAUAAAGUUUACUAAAA